GAAAGUGUCCACGGACCGGGGUGCUACAGACGACAAAACAGCUUGGACAACCUUCCGGAUUCCCUGUACCCCAGCGUCCAGUGAUACUGCUCUGAGUGGAACGCAGAAUAAGCAACUCCCAGACUCAGCUACGCAGUCAAACUGGCCCGAUGGCAUGCUGCAGCCAACCCCAGCUCAGCGUCUGGAUGAAAUAAAGACCUUGCUGGGGGAGCAGUUUUUUGUGCAGUAUACUCAGAGGUGCAUAGCGUAAUGUCCAUGCUGUACUACACUCUGAUUAUAGCUUUUUUGAUCGGCACACAGGCAGCUCCAAAGUCAGAGGACAAUGCUCCACUGGAGUAUCCUGCAGAACACUCCCUGCUCAAUACCCACCGGAGUAACAGACACCACAUUCCCAAGGCAGCUCCACAGACAUCCCACAGCCACUCUACUUGGACGAUAGGUAGAAGAGAAGCUAUAAAUAUCACCAUGGACCCAAAAUUUUUUAAGAAGAGGCGUUUCCGGUCUCCUCGGGUGCUGUUCAGCACACAGCCCCCCCCAGUGUCAGGGCAAGGACAGAAUAUGGGAUUUCUCAGCAGUGCAGGUUCUCUCAACAGGACUGCCAGGACCAAGAGGACCGCGCAUCCCGUAUUACAUCGCGGAGAGUUCUCAGUGUGUGACAGCGUCAGCAUGUGGGUUGGGGACAAAACCACAGCCACUGACAUUAAAGGCAAAGAGGUGACAGUGUUGGGAGAGGUCAACAUUAACAACAACAUUUUUAAGCAGUACUUUUUUGAGACCAAGUGCAGGGACCCUAAGCCAGUCUCCAGUGGGUGCCGAGGGAUUGAUGCAAAGCACUGGAACUCUUACUGCACCACAACACACACCUUUGUCAAAGCGCUGACAAUGGAGGGCAAGCAAGCAGCCUGGCGAUUUAUUCGAAUUGACACAGCCUGUGUGUGUGUGCUCAGCAGGAAGUCAGGGAGACCCUGAGAUGGAUCUAAACCCCAUGACAACAUCCUCCUGCCCCCCUACCUCAGUCUGUAAAUUAUUUUAAGUUAUAAAGGACUGCAUGGUAUAUUUAUAGUUUAUACAGUACAGAAAGAACCUCAUUAUUUAUUAAACUCUUUUGGAAACCUUU
Molecule: messenger RNA, 1117 nt
Organism: Gymnogyps californianus (California condor)
Lineage: Eukaryota; Metazoa; Chordata; Aves; Accipitriformes; Cathartidae
Gene: NGF
Product: nerve growth factor
Exons: 3
Coding region: 250-969 (239 amino acids)
Biological process (GO): nerve growth factor signaling pathway; positive regulation of collateral sprouting; regulation of neuron differentiation
Molecular function (GO): nerve growth factor receptor binding; growth factor activity
Source: RefSeq, a predicted model, not a curated record